Labeo rohita (rohu) is the source of this 451-nucleotide messenger RNA. Its product is annotated as stefin-C-like. Gene Ontology annotation, molecular function: cysteine-type endopeptidase inhibitor activity. The record is from RefSeq and is a predicted model, not a curated record. Lineage: Eukaryota; Metazoa; Chordata; Actinopteri; Cypriniformes; Cyprinidae. Bases 42 to 344 code for a protein of 100 amino acids. The transcript is spliced from 3 exons. Gene Ontology annotation, cellular component: cytosol.
ACACUCCUCUUCUCUACACGGAUCAUCAGCACACUGCAGCAAUGACAGACGCUAAACUUGGAGAAUGGAGCCCAGUGCAGCAGAUCACUCAAGAGGAGAAAAAGAUUUUCUUUGAGGUGAAGCCAAUGAUAGAGAAGAUGGCUAAAAGGGAGUUUAAGAUUUACUUUCCUACAGUCUAUUCUUCUCAGGUUGUGGCAGGAAUGAAUUACAUGGUCAAGGUGUUGGUUGAUGUAUGUGGAGAUGGAAUGUGUGUUCAUGCAUGGAUAUUUCAGCAACUUGGAGGGGAACUGAGUGUGAAAGACAUCCAGUACCUGAGUGUUUAUGACCCGCUGGUACCUUUUUAACGCAAGAAAUAAUCUUUAUCUAAUAACAGAUACAUGCAGUGAGUUUCCAUACUGUACAGAGGAACUAUAAAUCAUUUCAUUCCUCAAUAAUAAACUCCAAAAUCAAA